AUGAUCCGCAUCCCCGGAGCAAGGAUCGCGAGAGGCAAGGGCGAGGGCGAGGGCGAGUAUCAAGACAUUGUUGGCAACCUGGGCGGCCACGAAGUCGGAGGCGAUGAUGAACUGAACAAGAUUUUGGAACACGAAGAUAUUCUGCCAGCGGCUCCACGGUCCAGGAUGGCUGCUCGGCUGGAACGGACCACCCAGCAGCACCUCGACGUCAAGCUCGGCGUCCGGGCGAGGCGGCAGAUCCACAUCGCGAUGCAGCAGGAGGCCGCCCGGGGCGAGGCGGCGGCCGAGGAGGAGGACAACAACUGUGCCCUCCACAAUGGACACACCCCCGAGGUCGAGCGCCAUCACUACGCCCUCCGCGUGGACAUGCUCCACGGGCUGGACGAGCGGGCCAUGACGGUGUUCCUCCGCCACUCGCAGCAGUGGCACCGCUUCCUCGGUCUGUACGAGGCCUCCUCGACCGCCGGGGCCCACAAGCGCAAGGCCGCGCCCGCGACGACCACGACGGCCUUGGACCUGGCCGGGACGCUACGGCAGCUCCACGGCGUGGCCAGGGCCAAGGAGGAGGUGGCCGAGGGCCGGGUCGGGACCAAGAAGGAGGAGCCCGACGAGGAGGGAGAGCGCAGCGGCAAGAAGGUGGCGCGGGACGAGCCCGUCCAGACGGGGGCGGGAACGGUGGUGCGGAUGGACACCUGGGCUCGGUCCAUCCAACAGCAGCAGGCGGUGGAGGAGCUCGUCUACCGCCGACCGAGGCACGCGCUGAUGGUACAGCUGCCCACGGGUACGGGCAAGACGGUGCUAAUGGAGGUCGCGGCGCUGCUGGCCGAAACCAAGACCACGGUGGUCGUCGUGCCGUACCGCAGCCUGCGGCGGGACCUGGUCGCGCGGCUGCGCCAACGCGGCUUCGACAUCAACAACCGCGAGUCGGACCGCUGGCGCGCGGUGCACCUGGUCGUGGUUGUGCUCGAGACCUGGAACGUGAACCGGGCCUUCAAGGCCUUCAUCGACGACCUGGUUACCCAGAACCGGCUGGCGCGCAUCAUCUACGACGAGGCCCAUCUGUUGUACCAUCGAGGCCUCCAACUCCUGUCAAGACCGUGGGCUGAAUCGAUUGAGCUGAGUUGUACUGGACUGGACGAAGCAAAAUAA
Molecule: messenger RNA, 1149 nt
Organism: Capronia epimyces CBS 606.96
Lineage: Eukaryota; Fungi; Ascomycota; Eurotiomycetes; Chaetothyriales; Herpotrichiellaceae
Exons: 2
Coding region: 1-1149 (382 amino acids)
Biological process (GO): double-strand break repair via homologous recombination
Cellular component (GO): cytoplasm; chromosome
Molecular function (GO): four-way junction helicase activity; nucleic acid binding; ATP binding
Source: RefSeq, a predicted model, not a curated record